GUCGUGGGCACCCCACCCCCACACCCGCGGGCAAGGCAAAGUGCAGUGGGCAGGCUGAGCGCCCGGGCGGGAGGCGAACGUGCCAACCACGCGUGUCCGGGCGCAGGUGCUGGGGGCGGCGGCAGCAGCUGCGGCGGCGGCAACUCCGCAGCGUCCGCUCGGUAGGAGAGUUCGCGACUGCUCUCGGGAUGCCUUGCAGAUGCAAAAUGUGUCUCUGGCCAGCAGGAGGAAGGAAGAGGAAGUGAGAGCAGCAGCAGCCGGCGGCGCAGCAGCCGGACGACCCGGAGUAUAUUGACACGUGCAAUUGUCUACGCUGUAGGAUUUCCAAUUCCACUGGCUUCUGACAACUUCGGAGCUUACAAUGCCGCCACCUGCAGACAUCGUCAAGGUGGCCAUAGAAUGGCCUGGUGCCUACCCCAAACUCAUGGAAAUUGAUCAGAAAAAGCCACUGUCUGCCAUAAUAAAGGAAGUCUGUGACGGGUGGUCUCUUGCCAACCAUGAGUAUUUUGCCCUGCAACAUGCCGAUAGUUCAAACUUCUAUAUUACCGAAAAGAAUCGCAAUGAAAUAAAGAAUGGCACGAUCCUUCGAUUAACCACAUCUCCAGCUCAAAGCGCUCAGCAGCUCCAUGAGCGGAUCCAGUCAUCAAGCAUGGAUGCCAAGCUGGAAGCCCUGAAGGACCUGGCCAGCCUCUCCCGGGACGUCACCUUUGCCCAGGAGUUCAUAAACCUGGAUGGCAUCUCUCUGCUCACGCAGAUGGUGGAAAGCGGCACCGAACGAUACCAGAAAUUACAGAAGAUUAUGAAGCCUUGCUUUGGAGACAUGCUGUCCUUCACCCUGACGGCCUUUGUCGAGCUGAUGGACCACGGCAUAGUGUCGUGGGAUACGUUUUCCGUGGCGUUCAUUAAGAAGAUCGCAAGUUUUGUGAACAAGUCAGCCAUGGACAUCUCCAUCCUUCAGCGGUCCUUGGCCAUUUUGGAGUCCAUGGUUCUCAACAGCCAUGACCUCUACCAGAAGGUGGCGCAAGAGAUCACUAUUGGCCAGCUCAUUCCACAUCUUCAAGGGACGGAUCAAGAAAUUCAAACCUAUACCAUUGCUGUGAUUAAUGCACUUUUCCUGAAGGCUCCUGACGAGAGGAGGCAGGAGAUGGCAAACAUUUUGGCUCAGAAGCAGCUGCGCUCCAUCAUUCUCACGCAUGUCAUCCGAGCUCAGCGGGCUAUCAACAACGAAAUGGCACAUCAGUUAUAUGUUCUGCAAGUACUCACCUUUAACCUCCUGGAAGACAGGAUGAUGACCAAGAUGGACCCCCAGGACCAGGCUCAGAGGGACAUCAUAUUUGAACUUCGAAGAAUUGCUUUCGAUGCAGAGUCUGAACCCAACAAUAGCAGUGGCAGCAUGGAGAAACGCAAGUCCAUGUACACUCGGGAUUACAAGAAACUUGGCUUCAUUAAUCAUGUCAACCCGGCUAUGGACUUCACCCAGACUCCUCCUGGAAUGCUGGCUCUGGACAACAUGCUGUACUUUGCGAAGCACCACCAAGAUGCUUACAUCCGGAUUGUGCUUGAGAACAGCAGUCGAGAAGAUAAACAUGAAUGUCCCUUUGGCCGCAGUAGUAUAGAGCUGACCAAGAUGCUGUGUGAGAUCUUGAGAGUGGGCGAGCUGCCUAGUGAGACAUGCAACGACUUCCACCCAAUGUUCUUCACCCACGACAGAUCCUUCGAGGAGUUUUUCUGCAUCUGUAUCCAGCUUCUGAACAAAACAUGGAAGGAAAUGAGGGCAACUUCUGAAGACUUCAACAAGGUAAUGCAGGUGGUGAAGGAGCAGGUUAUGAGAGCGCUUACAACCAAGCCUAGCUCCCUGGACCAGUUCAAGAGCAAACUACAGAACCUGAGCUACACUGAGAUCCUGAAAAUCCGCCAGUCUGAGAGGAUGAACCAGGAAGAUUUCCAGUCUCGCCCAAUUUUGGAACUAAAGGAGAAGAUUCAGCCAGAAAUCUUAGAGCUGAUCAAACAGCAACGCCUGAACCGCCUUGUGGAAGGUACUUGCUUCAGGAAACUCAAUGCCCGGCGGAGACAAGAUAAGUUUUGGUAUUGUCGGCUUUCACCAAACCACAAGGUCCUGCAUUAUGGAGACCUGGAAGAAAGUCCACAGGGAGAAGUGCCCCACGACUCCUUGCAGGACAAAUUGCCGGUGGCAGAUAUCAAAGCUGUCGUGACGGGAAAGGACUGCCCCCAUAUGAAAGAGAAAGGUGCCCUUAAACAAAACAAGGAGGUGCUUGAACUUGCUUUCUCCAUCUUGUAUGACUCCAACUGCCAACUGAACUUCAUCGCUCCUGACAAGCAUGAGUACUGUAUCUGGACAGAUGGGUUGAAUGCGCUACUUGGGAAAGACAUGAUGAGCGACCUGACGCGGAAUGACCUGGACACGCUGCUCAGCAUGGAGAUUAAGCUCCGCCUCCUGGACCUGGAAAACAUCCAGAUCCCUGAUGCACCCCCACCCAUCCCCAAGGAGCCCAGCAACUACGACUUUGUCUAUGACUGUAACUGAAGUGGUGGGGCCUGGAUACGCGCUCCCUCCCAAACUGGAAAAAUAUAGCUAACAGGAGAAAGGAAUGAGGACACGCCCACGCCUCAGAAGCCUCUUUCAGUCAAGGGAAGCUAUAGGUCAAUACUUCCUUCAGCCUCUGCUCUGGCCCCAGCAAUUUUUGGCCCCUGCCUGGUGUCUUGCUCACCUCCCUGACUCUUGUUUCUAGAUUCCACUGCUUUAGGUCACUUCCCACUGCUGUAGUCCAGUGGUAGGACAAGAGAAAAGUCACCACCAGUAAGAGAGCAAAGGGGCCCUUCUAGCCUAACUACCCGCUUCCUUCCUAGAGUAGGAAAGCCAGUCACUCCAGACUGCCCCCGAAACAUGCCCUCCAUAACCGAGAGGAGAACCCCAGAGCCCAGAUCUGGAAGAGAUAAAGCCAAGCCGUUCGGACCAAAUACCACAACCUUCCUCUUCUCUCCAGGGUCCACUCACACCCCCAGUUCCAUUUGGAUUGAGAACUCUUUAAAUCUCUCUCCUCCAUGCUCACCAUGACCUUGUCCUGGUCCUCUUGGUCCCUAGAACAGCAGCAGCACCCACCUCGUUGUAGUCCUCGCCAGCGCUGGCUCUCCCAGAAAUAGUCUGCAGGGGCCCAUGCCCACCUCGCGUCUGCACUGUGACCGUGACCGCUAGCUAGUCUUGGGUUUUCUCCCUGCCCCAGCCCAGACAGACCUGCCUUCCCAGUUCCACACAUGCUCCUAGCCUCUUAGCUGAAAGCACAAAUGGUAGUCACGCUCUGUCUUCAAUGGACUAAACCUAAAAGCCUCUAAGCCAGGCUGUUGCUCUCUAGGGGUUCGGUGUGACCUUCUCCUGAGGAGUCCUGCUGUAACACAGGCCCACGGGAUGGCCCCAAUAUCUGAGUUUACAUCGUUGUAAUUAUUACAGGUAUUUACAAUCUGCAAGGGUUUGGGGUUAGUUUUUUUUGUUUGUUUGUUUUGCUUUGUUUUUGUACAAAAGAGUCUAACAUUUUUUUGCCAGAUAUAUAUUUAAUGAAAAGAAGAGAAACCUAAAUGUGUGUACUUUUCAUUUUUUUAAUUAUUUUAAUUCCAAACAUCUUCCUCAGAAUAACAUUCCCUUCAACAUGCUGUGGAAUAAAAUCAAUUAUGAUGA
This is a messenger RNA of Ochotona princeps (American pika), 3691 nucleotides long. RefSeq names its product engulfment and cell motility 1 (gene ELMO1). Gene Ontology annotation, biological process: cell motility; actin filament organization. Bases 362 to 2545 code for a protein of 727 amino acids. Gene Ontology annotation, cellular component: guanyl-nucleotide exchange factor complex; plasma membrane. The record is from RefSeq and is a predicted model, not a curated record. Lineage: Eukaryota; Metazoa; Chordata; Mammalia; Lagomorpha; Ochotonidae. The transcript has 22 exons.